This is a messenger RNA of Lucilia cuprina (Australian sheep blowfly), 2503 nucleotides long. RefSeq lists its product as uncharacterized. The record is from RefSeq and is a predicted model, not a curated record. NCBI's taxonomy places the organism in Eukaryota, Metazoa, Arthropoda, Insecta, Diptera, Calliphoridae. Bases 205 to 2370 code for a protein of 721 amino acids. The transcript is spliced from 7 exons.
AAUUAGAAUAGAGAAAUAAAGUUUUCAUGGUAAACGAACUUUACCAAAAAUUAACUAAAGAAAAACAACUAAAUUUACUAUUGCAUUUAAAAAAAUAUUUAAAUAAACGAUUAAAAAAGGCGGUUACUUACAAAUAUUGAGUGUAAAAUUAAGAUAAUUAGUGUUAAUAAACCAAAUGUGCAUGAACGUGAAAUAAAAGUUAAAAUGAAAGAGGAGUAUUUGGAAAUUGAAGAACUCGAUAUAAAUACGCAUUUCGAUGGCCAGCCUCCGCAGCAAGAACAGUUACAGCAAAAUCCCGGUCAAGCGGAAUUUUUAUCUACACAUCCCGUCGAUUUUGAUGGCCAGUACGAUGAUGCAAUGCUGAGGAAGCUGCUAAAGAAAUUCCAAAUGAGUUUUUUAUAUCCAUUCUUAAAAGUUUGUGACAUAACAUAUCGCAGUUUACGUUAUCUAUCGGUUGAUGAUAUAAAUACAGCCAUACGUAGUGUAGGUCACAGAGCCGAAUUUCGUGAAAAACUUUUUAACUGGAGACGUAAAAGGUACCGCACAAAUGAUGUAAUAAUAGAAUGUGAAAAACUGACUCCUCCUACUGCUACAGCCGCCGAAAAACCAACAGUAUCAGCGAAUAAUUCAACUGCCGGUACUAUUAUAAAUACAGUAAAACCUAGUCAAGCAAAUAUUAUAAUAUCUCAGUUACCAACAACGACCACACAAACGGCGGUGGUAACACCAGAAAUGGCUGCCACUUCCAACUCUACCAGUGGCAAUAAUACAAAUAAUGCAUUUCAAAAUGCCAUUAAACCCUUUAAAAGGGAUACAAGCUAUUUGGACACCUCUCUGCAAGAAAUGAUUGAUGAAUUACCAACAGAAAUGGAAUUUGAUGUGGAACCGAAACGGCCCAAGUUGUUCGAAACUACUGUUGAAUUAAGAGAGACACGUUUAAAUGUGCAAUUGAAUCUCGAUGAAUUAUUAGAUGAAUCUUUAUUUGGACCUGUUAUGAAAGCUUUUUACCAAAAGAAUGGCUAUUUAGAGCGUAAACAUCGCGAUGAAUUAAUACAGAGUAUAGUGGAUUAUGUUAUUACCCAUGAGAUUAAAUUACAUUCUUCCGAUUUUAAUAAAAUUGUCGAUAUGAUUAUAAGUAUAUUUCCCAACGAAGAGGAGUCAAGGGAUUACUAUUUCAUAAAUCGUAAAGGAAAACGAAAUCCCAUGGGUCGCCUCUAUACCAAAUACUACAACACAUUGAAGCGAAUGCGUGUACGAGACAUACACCAAGAGUUUACUUUGGAAUCAACAUUAAUGCCAGUUGUAUCAUUACAAGAAGAUACAACAUCCAUGAUGACAACAACAUCAACAGCAUCGACAACAGCAGCAGCAGCAGCAACACAAAUGAUGUCAUCGGCAAAUGUUAUAAGCACAUCGGCAAGUACUAUGGGAAAUAGUAACAGCAGCAACAACAAUGGUAUUAAUAAUUAUAAUAAUAAUGGUGGCAAUAACAAUAAUAGUAAUAGCGCCAAUACACAAAUUGAUCUCAAUGAAGAUGAAUUUCAAGAGCUCAUACAGCUUGAUGACACUUCAAUAAGUGCCAUAAAGAAUUUUUUACGUUGCCAAGGACUCGAUUGGGAUGAUGUUAAGACGAUGUGGUCUAAAACAUAUUUGGCACGUCAGGAAGAUGUUGAACACUCUACCAUUAAGGAUGUACUCCAACAAUGGCCAAAAUACCUUAAUGCUAGAGGCAUGGAAUUGUUUGAUAUUGAUUUCCGUUUGAAAUUUUCUCGCAACAAGGCAACUGCUUUGCAUAAAAAAUGGCAAACUUUCGCACAAAAGAUUUUUAGUUACUAUCAAGGCAAUAUAAAGGAUGACAUGUGUAAAGGACUAUUUGCUUUAUGCAAAUCUAAACCAGGCAAAGACACCGAAGACUACAUAAUAACUGUAUUGCUUAAUGCCAUUAUGCUACCCAUGGCUCGUUAUCGUGAUGCCUUGGGCAAUCGUCGUAAAAUUUCCAUUGUUGAAGCUGUAGAUCUUUUCGCCAUACGUGUAAAUACCCUCGAAGAUUUGGAUCAAAAACGUGAAGAGUUUUCCAUUAAAUACGGUGACAUACACACCGAUUAUACGCCGCUCAUUGUAGUUGUGGGUGACAACAAUAUCAAUAUCCAUGAAAUCUAUGUGCAUUUCGAUGUGGCUCUCUAUGAAAUGCCAGAUUUUAUUAGUGCUCUUGAUUGUUGCAUGAAAAUAUAUCGUGUUUUGAAUUUACCAUAUCCUUCAUCGAAUGAAUAUUCGUGGACAUUUAUACAGCGUUAUUUUUACGAAAUCAUGUUGCCGGAUGAUAUGAAAUGUCCAUCAAUGAGUUCAUUAAUAACGUAUUUAAAAUUUUAAAACAACAGAUUAUUAAGAAAAAGAAAUGUGCAUUUUUUAACUUAUAAUUAUACAUCAUAAUGUUGUACAUAUUAAUAUACAUAAUAUGUAUGUAUAUGUAGAAAUGAAAUAUAUAUACAGAAUCAUGAAAUAA